Messenger RNA from Daldinia childiae, 1416 nucleotides. RefSeq names its product Oxalate decarboxylase OxdC. The record is from RefSeq and is a predicted model, not a curated record. Bases 1 to 1416 code for a protein of 471 amino acids. NCBI's taxonomy places the organism in Eukaryota, Fungi, Ascomycota, Sordariomycetes, Xylariales, Hypoxylaceae. Gene Ontology annotation, biological process: oxalate metabolic process. The transcript is spliced from 3 exons.
AUGCAGUCCCGAAGCUAUCGCGGUAUUUCUACAUGGCAGUUAUUACUCACUGGCCUCGCAUUGAGCAAUCCCGGCCUCGCUGUUCCUGUAGAUGAUAGCCCUCGCCGGUACCUCGCAGCUGGUCUUGAUCUACCGCCGAAAUAUAGUAAAAAGUCAAAGUCGCCUUAUACUCCUGGCUACAAGGACCCUUAUGACCAUGCCGUCGAUGCUAUAGGCGAGGGAUUAGAUCCUCUCCCCUACCGCAAUGGACUGGGAACAUCUGUUCUUGGUCCCUGGAACCGAGAGAGGUCACGCCAGUCUCCGGAUUUAGUCCGACCACCCAGUACGGAUCAUGGAAAUAUACAAAAUCUGCGCUGGAGUUUUGCUGAUUCCCAUAUACGCAUUGAGGAAGGGGGGUGGACAAGACAAACCACCGUCCGCGAAUUAGGCGCUAGUGUUGAACUGGCUGCUGUGAACAUGCGCCUUGAUAAAGGUGUAAUUCGCGAGUUACAUUGGCAUAAAGAAGCCGAAUGGGCAUUCGUCCUAGAUGGCGAAGUUCGUGUCACUGCUAUCGACUACGAAGGUGGCAACUUCAUAGACGACCUCAAGAGAGGCGACCUGUGGUAUUUCCCAAGCGGCGUACCUCAUUCCCUUCAAGGACUCGGAGACAACGGUACCGAAUUCCUCUUAAUAUUUGACGACGGAAACUUCUCUGAGGAAUCCACCUUCAUUAUAUCUGACUGGCUAGCGCAUACUCCCAAGUCGGUCAUCUCGAAGAAUUUCAACCUGGCACCCGAAGUGUUCAAGCACCUCCCCGAAGGAGAAAAAUACAUUUUCCAGGGCCGCGAGCCAGGUUCAAUCGACGAUGAGAAGCCCACAGGUAAAAAUAUCAAGAAAUCCAAGUACAACUUCGUCCAUAGGAUGCUUGACCAGGAACCCCAUAAAACUAGUGGAGGUGACGUCCGGAUUACAGAUUCGAAGAACUUUGAGAUUUCAAAAACCGUAGCAGCAGCCCACGUCACUAUCGAGCCCGGCGCCAUACGUGAGAUGCACUGGCAUCCUAACGCUGACGAAUGGAGCUUCUUUAUUAGAGGUCGAGCACGAGUUACUGUCUUCGCCGCAGAAGGAACAGCUCGGACCUUCGAUUAUGUACAGGGCGACGUCGGCAUCGUGCCCGCAAACAAUGGCCAUUUCGUCGAGAAUAUCGGUGAUGAGCCGAUCGAAAUGCUAGAGGUAUUCCGUGCGGAUGAAUUUAGAGACUUCUCUCUCUUCCAGUGGUUGGGCGAGACACCUAAGAAGAUGGUCGUCGAUCAUUUAUUCAAGGACGACCCAGAGAAUGGUGAAAUCUUCUGGAACAGGAUCAAGAGCGCAGAGAAAGAUGAAGUCACUCUUCCCGGUUCUGACAACAAAGAAAUGUCGGAAGAACGCGAGUUGUAA